Molecule: messenger RNA, 216 nt
Organism: Penicillium griseofulvum
Lineage: Eukaryota; Fungi; Ascomycota; Eurotiomycetes; Eurotiales; Aspergillaceae
Product: Glucose-repressible protein Grg1
Exons: 3
Coding region: 1-216 (71 amino acids)
Source: RefSeq, a predicted model, not a curated record
AUGGAGACCGCCAAGAACGCCGUUAACUACGUUUCCGAGACCAUCCAGGGUGGUGGUGCUCAGGCAUCCAAGGAGGCCAACAAGCACGUCGCCAAGGACUCUGAUGCCAGCUUGGGCAGCCGAGCUAGCGCCGCAAAGGAUGCCGUCUUCGACAAGAAGGAUGAGGCAUCCCACAACACCAAGGCCGAUGUCCACAAGGAGGCCACCAAGCACUAA